AUGCCAACUUCGGUCACGGCUGGGGUUGCCGCUUCUGAGCCUGUGCUAGAGGUCAAGAAGGAUCUGCGCCUUCUGCAGACGGGUCGACCGGUGGCGGGGUACUCCAACACACCAGAACUUCUGGCAAAGCACAAUGCCGUGACGGGAGGGAAACCCUACUUCCGCUUCCCGCCAGAGCCCAACGGCUUUCUCCACAUUGGUCAUGCGAAGAGCAUGAACCUGAACUUUGGCUGUGCCGUGGCCCACAAUGGCAAGUGCUACCUGCGCUACGACGACACCAACCCGGAGGCGGAGGAACAAAUUUAUAUCGACGCCAUUCAGGAAAUGGCGCGCUGGAUGGGGUGGAAGCCGGACUGGAUCACAUUUUCCUCGGACUACUUUCAACAGCUCUACGAUUUUGCAAUUCAACUUAUUAAGGACGGGAAGGCCUACGUUGAUCACUCAACCGCGGAGGAAAUUAAGAAGCAGCGUGAAAGCCGCGAGGAGAGCCCAUGGCGUAAUCGCCCUGUUGAGGAGAAUCUUCUCCAUUUUGAGUACAUGCGACAAGGACGGUACGCAGAAGGUGAGGCGACAUUGCGGGUGAAAAUUGACAUGAAAAGUGAUAACCCAAACAUGCGUGACUUUAUUGCCUACCGUGUCAAGUUUUCUGAGCAUCCACACGCCAAGGACAAGUGGUGCGUUUACCCUAGCUACGACUACACCCACUGCCUCGUCGACAGUCUGGAAGACAUCGAUUACAGUUUGUGCACGUUGGAGUUUGAGACACGACGCGAAAGCUAUUUUUGGUUGCUGGAGCAAUUGAAUCUCUGGAGGCCGUUUGUUUGGGAGUUUAGCCGUCUUAACGUGACCGGGUCGCUGCUGUCAAAGCGCAAAAUCAAUGUUCUCGUGAAGAAGGGCAUCGUCCGUGGGUUUGAUGACCCGCGUCUGCUGACUUUGGCUGGCAUGCGUCGACGCGGCUACACACCAGAGGCCAUCAACCGAUUCUGCGAUCAUGUCGGCAUUACACGCUCGAUGAACGUGAUUCAGAUUUCCAUGCUGGAGCAUCUUCUUCGCGAGGACCUUGACGAACGCACCGAGCGUCGUCUUAUGAUUAUGGACCCUGUUAAGGUCGUCAUUGACAACUGGGACGGCGAAAUGGAGGUGGAAUGCCCCAACCACCCGCGCAAACCCGAGCUAAAGUCGCGAAAGGUAAAGUUCACCAAAACAUUUUACAUCGACCGCAGUGACUUCCGUACGGAGGAUAAUAACAGUAAGUUCUACGGCCUUGCGCCCGGAUCACGUCCUGUGGGGCUGAAGUACUCUGGGAAUAUUUUUUGCCGCAGCUACGAGUGUGAUGAGACGGGGCGACCCUCCCUCAUUCACGUCGAGGUGGACUUUGAACGCGCAAUGAAGCCAAAGACAAACAUCACUUGGGUCAGUGAGAAGUACGCGGUGCCGGUGGAAUACCGACUCUACGGAUAUCUUUUGAAGGACGAUCGUGCCGCCAUUGACCCGGAGUUUCUCAAGUACAUCAAUGCCGACAGCGAGCAGGUGCAGCAGGGCUAUGCUGAACCGGCAGUACAAAGUGCGAAGGUGUUUGAGUCUGUGCAGGCUGAACGCUUUGGGUAUUUCGUCGUGGACCCAGACACACGUCCCGGUCACCUCGUCAUGAACAGGGUGCUGACGCUCAAGGAAGAUAAGGAAAAGGCCGCCACAGCCCUCCGCCCCCAAAAGUAA
Messenger RNA from Trypanosoma rangeli, 1716 nucleotides. RefSeq names its product putative glutaminyl-tRNA synthetase. Gene Ontology annotation, cellular component: cytoplasm; cytosol. Gene Ontology annotation, biological process: glutaminyl-tRNA aminoacylation; translation. Gene Ontology annotation, molecular function: glutamine-tRNA ligase activity; ATP binding. The record is from RefSeq and is a predicted model, not a curated record. NCBI's taxonomy places the organism in Eukaryota, Euglenozoa, Kinetoplastea, Trypanosomatida, Trypanosomatidae. The transcript has a single exon. Bases 1 to 1716 code for a protein of 571 amino acids.